UAGCUACAAUGCGACCGGAAGAGGCCAGAUUUACCCCCUUCAAAAUAAACUGGAACAUUUGUUUUUCAAAGAAAUAGAAUAGAAGCCUUUUAUUGUCAUUGUACAUGUAAAACUGUACAACGACAUUUUUGACAAAUUUUACCCCACUGGUGCAUUUGCAUAACAAACAUACUUUAAAAGAACAGUGAGUAAAAAAGAAUAUAUAUAUAAACAUUAUAUAAAUAGGAGUAUAUAUAUAUAAAAUGUCUCGAUUUGAUUAUGUUGACUGAGCAUAAUAGUGCAGAUAGAAUGUAAACGGGUGGUUAUGCUAGUGAUGAUUGUACAUUGUCCAUAAUUGCACAUUUCCCAGAUUGAAAUUGUGGGUCACUCGGUCUGGCUGCACCCUGUAGAACGUGUAUAUCUCAAAGUAAAUACAAACAACAUCGAUAUAUUCAAUAAUUACAUUUUACUUUAAAUUUUUUCAACUUUUGUGAGCUAAAAUGCGCCUCAAGAAAUCCAUUUUUGCGAAAACAUAUUUUAAGCUGAAGUGUCUGACCGGAAGUUUAUUUUUUUAACUUUGAGUAACUUGAUAAUUUUCCUCCGCACCAAAACAAAUGCGAAAUAAUAAAGUAUGACGUAGUUCCGCUUCCUCGUACACGUUUUAGAGGCGAUCGCAGAUUGGUUACUGCCACCUGCUGGACAAAUCACGUAAGUUCAAUUUCACAUCACUUUAUUACAACUAAGAAUUCAUAUCUUGUAUUGAAAAUGUUUCACUUAAGACGUUAUUGCCUAAUUAUAUUCUCAUGCUAAUUUGCUAAUUUAGAUUAGAUUAGGUUAUUUUACAAAGUUAUCGUGUCUGUUGAAUUUCAAACCUCCAUAAUUUUAUAAGAGAUAAAGAAUUUUACGAAUUCAAAGUAGGAAAAAAACUACCAUAUUGAUUAACAGAAUAUCAUGGGAGUAAAUGUCAGAUAAAACUCUUUUUUUAAAUUAAUAAUGGAUCUUUUGAUAAACUGGAAAGUACAAAAUGAUACUUGUUGAUUCACUGGGCUCAAAAAGUAAUGUCAUUUUCCAUUUGCCAUCACUGUGGUUGUUGUUUCGACUCGAUCCGACUGACUAAAAUGAUCAAAGGAUGAAAUCAACUUUACGACAUUUGAAUAAAGUCAUUCAAAUUAACAGGUUUCCUUGGCUGCACAUUUCUUUCAGGCUAAUUUACAUGCACCAAUUUCCCCACCCUGCAGGUCUACUGUAGUAAAGCCUCGCUUGGAUGUUUGCAUGUGGUUUUUUAUGUGUAUAUUUAUUUUCUUGGCACUGAUAUGAAAAAUGGUGUCAGCUUUUUCCUCCUGUGAGCUGUAUUCUAAGGAAAGUGUUGACAUGCUGGGGCAGUAGCACUGUAGGAUAUAUAGCGUAGCACUGUAGGAUAUAUAGCGUAUAUAGAGCCAAGCUGCUGCCAAGUCGUUGAACAAAACCUCACGCUGCCCGGUGGCACUUCAACAUGAAUGUGAGACAAAAUUACAGUUUGUGUUGUGUGUGUGUGUGUGUGUGUGUGUGUUUGACUAUUGACAAGUCCACACAGUGCCCCGUCGGAAUGUGUUUGUGUGUGUGUUCGUGUUUGAGAAGGCUUUGUGACAAAACCACUUUACGACAAAAAACACUGUAUGUGGACUGGAACACACACACACACACACACACACACACAAACACAUACAAUCCAAUUAACUUUGGAAACGGUUUUGUUUUAAUUGCUACUGUUGGCCUGAUGGGACCCCGCGCACCAUGGUGGCGUCAGGUGACUGGGCUGCUUGCAGGCACGGCCCUGCAUCAUGCCUGUGCGCGCGCGUAAUACAUGCAUUCAUGUGCAAGCUUGCAAAUUUUUUUACACCCCCUGGCUCGUGCAUAAAGGACACAGUCGAAUUCCUUCGGGGGCUUCAGACGGCAAAAAUGACAAGCCCGCGGGAUGCUGCCGCCGCGCUCCCUCCAAGCGGAGCCGGCUGCGCGCUUUUACGCGCGGCUGCCGCACCGAGCUCACCCAGAAAGACCCCGAGGGUUACGGUGAUGCUGCUGCUGCUGCUGCUCGCCCGGGUCCGGCCCGCGUCCGCUCACCCCCAGUGUCUGGACUUCGAGCCCCCCUUCAAGCCGUUCUGGCACCUGGAGUUCUGCAGGCAGUACGAGCAGUUCGGCUGCUGCGACCAGACAACGGACAACAUGAUCGCGGAGAGAUACUGGGACAUCGUGGAGCACCUGGAGGUGGAGGGUCUGGAGCUCUGCGCAGACGUGUUGAUGGAAAUCAUGUGCCAGGAGUGUUCUCCGUACGCCGCCCACCUUUUUGAUGCCGAGGACCCCUACACGCCCGUCAGAGACCUGCCGGGCCUCUGCUUCGACUACUGCUCCGACUUCCAUGGCAAAUGUCGCCAUGUGGUCAAAUACCUAACCGAGAACAAGCUGCUGCGGGACACGGCCGAGCGGGACGCGGCCACGUUCUGCAACGUGGCCAACCUGUCCGACCAGGACUACUGCUACCCCAACGUCCUGAAGAGCCCCGACCUCGUCGGCACCCUGGGCCAGGUGGUGGAAGACCCCAAGGGGUGUCUCCAGCUGUGCCUGACCGAGGUGGCCAACGGCCUCAGGAACCCCGUCUUGAUGCUGCACAGCGGCGACGACACGCACCGGAUGUUCAUCGCGGAGCAGCUGGGCUUCGUGUGGGUGUACCUGCACGACGGCAGCCGAGUGGAGCAGCCCUUCCUGGACCUGAGCGGGGAGGUGCUCAGCACGCCCUGGCUGGGCGACGAGAGGGGCUUCCUGGGCAUGGCGUUCCACCCCAGGUACCGGGACAACGGGCGCUUCUUCAUCUACUACUCCAUCCGGGUCAACGGCAAGGGGGAGACGAUCAGGAUCAGUGAGAUGAGGGUGUCCGAGCACGAUAUGAACAUGGCCGACCCGUACACGGAGAGGGUCAUUCUGGAGAUCGAGGAGCCAGCUGCGAACCACAACGGAGGCCAGCUGCUGUUUGGUUUGGAUGGACACCUGUACAUUUUCACUGGGGAUGGCGGAAAAGCCGGGGAUCCAUUUGGGAAGUAUGGCAACGCACAAAACAAGAGCGCUCUGCUGGGAAAAGUGCUCCGAAUCCAUGUGGACGGAGGCGCCUCGGCCGGCGGGAUGCCGUACACGGUCCCCGCCGACAACCCGUUCGUGGACGACCCGGACGCCCGGCCGGAGGUGUACGCGUACGGGGUCCGAAACAUGUGGCGGUGCUCCGUGGACCGCGGAGACCCCGUCGGCCGCCGCGGCAGGGGUCGGAUAUUCUGCGGGGACGUGGGCCAAAACCGCUACGAGGAGAUCGACAUCAUCGUGAAGGGAGGAAACUACGGCUGGAGGGCCAAGGAGGGCUUCGAGUGCUUCGACCUGAAACUGUGCCAGAACUCCUCGUUGGACGACGUCCUGCCCAUAUUUGCGUACAGCCAUCACGUGGGGAAGUCCGUGACGGGGGGAUACGUGUACCGGGGCUGCGAAUCGCCCAACCUGAACGGCCUGUACAUUUUUGGAGACUUUAUGAAUGGUCGAAUAAUGGCAUUGGAGGAAGAUAAGGCCACGGGAAACUGGAAGGAGAGGAGCGUGUGCAUGGGCGACAAGGAAACCUGCUCUUUCCCGGGACUCGUCAACCACUACCACAAGUUCAUCAUCUCGUUCGCGGAAGACGAAGCAGGGGAGUUGUACUUCCUGGCCACCACGUACCCCAGCAACACGUCUCCGUUUGGAGCCGUUUUCAAAUUCAUGGAUCCCUCCAGGCGAGCUCCUCCGGGCAAAUGCAAGCAGAAGCCGGUGCCUGUCAAAGUGAAGGGGAAAAGGAUUCCGUUCGUGCCCAGGGAAUUGACCGUGCUGGACACAAACGCAAAACCGACGAGACCACCACCGAGAAACCUCAAGCUCACCACCCAACCGCCGCGCACGAGCAGCCGGGCCCAACCUACGACGACGGCGACGACGGCGACGGCGUCAGCCGCCGCGCCAACGACGGCGGCAGGCACGGUCGCAGUAAAGUGGAAAUUAGGCGACAAGAACGCGAGAAAGAAAAGCACAUUGAAGCCGUUGAGCAAAAACAAAGUUCCGAGCAGGCAGGAGGCACAAGCGAAGAAGAACGCUUUGUGGCAGAAAUACAGAGAGGAGCAGUUGAAGAAGAAGAAGAAGAAGAAGAAGACGAAGUCCGCCGCGCCGAAGCCCGGCGGCGCCGGAGACAAAGUCAAACCAAAGAGCGAGAAAACCGCCGCGGAUGAGUCGAAAGCGAACCCCCUAGAGGCGUCCGGCCGCCUGAAGGACGUCACGAUCCACGCGAAGGGGAAGGUCCCGCCUAGGACGAACUUGAACUUAAGAAACAACAGGACAAUGAGAAACCAACUUCGGGGAAAGAGCAAGCAGGUGAAAGUCAAAGACGCCGCAGCACUUUAAAACUUUUCUUUCUUUUUAUUUUAUUUAGUAAAGGAAAUGUUUUAUAUAUAUUAUUUGGGGGAGAAUACGCGUUGAUCUGCUUCGAAGAGUUGGAUGAUGAAUACUGGUGCGAGAGCCUGUUCGAUGGACAUGAAUCAGCACCUACAGUAGAGAGCUCGUCUGUUAUCAUGUUUUAGUCCUGAAGCGUUAAAAAUGACACAAAAUCACAAAGUUGAAUCUGCCCAAUAAAUCAGACGUGAUGUUUUGACACUUUGGUUCCCAUGGAAAAUAAAAAAAAUACAGGAUAUAAUAUA
Messenger RNA from Scophthalmus maximus (turbot), 4712 nucleotides. RefSeq names its product HHIP-like 2 (gene hhipl2). Lineage: Eukaryota; Metazoa; Chordata; Actinopteri; Pleuronectiformes; Scophthalmidae. Bases 1753 to 4419 code for a protein of 888 amino acids. The transcript is spliced from 9 exons. The record is from RefSeq and is a predicted model, not a curated record.